Molecule: messenger RNA, 3949 nt
Organism: Sarcophilus harrisii (Tasmanian devil)
Lineage: Eukaryota; Metazoa; Chordata; Mammalia; Dasyuromorphia; Dasyuridae
Gene: AVIL
Product: advillin
Exons: 20
Coding region: 994-3450 (818 amino acids)
Biological process (GO): barbed-end actin filament capping; cytoskeleton organization; actin filament severing
Cellular component (GO): actin cytoskeleton; cytoplasm
Molecular function (GO): phosphatidylinositol-4,5-bisphosphate binding; actin filament binding
Source: RefSeq, a predicted model, not a curated record
AGCCACCAUGAACAAAUCACCCAAAAAGCAACCUUCCCCAGACAUGCCACAUUUAGAUCUGCAUCGCCAGCAAGAUUCCAACUGACUACAACAACCUAGAAAACCUACAUUGGGCUCAAUGCCGGGCUUUUCCUGAGGGUUAUGUGAAUUCUUCCCACCUCUUUCCCCUACCAGGCCAUUUGGAACUAUUCCACCCCCUGUCUAGUUCUUGAACAGUGAGCCGCAUUUUACUGUUGGCUUUCUGUGAGACUGAACAGUACAAGAGAACCUGAGGUUCCAUGCAUUUCGAGCACUUUAUCUCCCCUGAAAAGAGCCAUUCUGCUGAUACUGGAGGUAAUCCUGAGGAAGGAGAGGCUGGUUUGGGGAGAAAACCCCCUUUCCUGGUAACAUCAUCUUCCUUCCAGAUCUUUGGGCUCUACCCCUGAGAUAGCUGGGGUAGUAGCUAUGUUCUGGCUCCAGCUUCCCAGUGUCCUAUUCUCAGCAGAGCAAGUCCAGGAUUUCCUGGUACUGUGUCUGUUGUUUGUUUUGGCUUCUAUCUGUCAUACAAUAUCUAUCAGCUUAAUGUAUCCCCAUCUAUAAUAUGGCUAAUUUCAUAUCUGCUCUUCCACUCCACCCCACUUCCUGCAUUAUUGAUGGGCUGUGCACUUUAGAAAAAUCAAUUAGAAUAGGGUGUGGAAACAGAGUUAAAAGAGAAAAGAGGUCUUUAAAAGUCUCCUGGUUUUUGCUACUUUGAAUAGGCGCACAUAAAACCUUCUCUUCAUAAGUCCAGCCAAGGAUCAGCCUGUCUCUGAUUGGCCAGGGCUGAGAAAAUGCGGUUAAGGUGCAAAUAUAAGCAAAUAUGACCCAUUGUCAGAUCAGCUAUCCUGGGCAGAGAGCUGUUCUCUGGCUGUGGAGCAGUUGGGUAAUUACUACAUCCUACUCACGGUGAGACAGGAAUCUAGUCUGGGGAAAAGACCAGUUACAUUUUAGUUUAGUCCUGAGAAGACAAACACCAUGUCUCUGAGUGGCGCCUUCAGGGCAGUGGGCAAUGACCCAGGAGUAAUCACUUGGAGAAUAGAGAAAAUGGAACUAGUGCUGGUGCCCCUGAGCCUUCAUGGCAAUUUCUACGAGGGAGACUGUUACGUGGUUCUCUCGACCCGGAGAUCUGGAAGCCUCUUAUGCCAGGAUAUCCACUACUGGAUUGGAAAGGACUCUUCUCAAGAUGAGCAGAGCUGUGCUGCCAUCUAUACCACCCAGCUAGAUGACUACCUGGGUGGCAGCCCAGUGCAACACCGGGAGGUUCAGUAUCAUGAAUCAGAGACUUUCCGAGGCUAUUUCAAACAGGGGAUCAUCUACAAGAAGGGAGGUGUGGCCUCUGGAAUGAAGCAUGUAGAGACCAACACCUAUGAUGUGAAGCGUCUACUGCAUGUGAAAGGGAAAAGGCACAUAGCUGCUACUGAAGUGGACGUGAGCUGGGACAGUUUUAACCUGGGCGAUGUGUUCUUGCUGGACCUUGGAAGAGUCAUCAUCCAGUGGAAUGGCCCAGAAAGCAACACUGGAGAACGGCUCAAGGCAAUGCUCCUAGCAAAGGAUAUUCGGGAUCGAGAGCGUGGGGGCCGUGCUGAAAUCGGUGUCAUUGAGGGAGACAAUGAGGCAGCCAGUUCAAACCUGAUGAAGAUCCUUCAGGACAUACUAGGUGAACGCUCCUUGAUCAAGCCUGCAACCUCUGAUGAGCUCUUAGAUCAAGAACAGAAAGCAAACAUCACAUUAUAUCAUGUCUCUGAUUCAGAUGGGCAGUUGACAGUCACAGAAGUAUCCACAAGGCCCCUCGUCCAAGAUUUACUGAAUCAUGAGGAUUGCUACAUCCUGGACCAUGGUGGAAGCAAGAUAUACGUCUGGAAAGGAAGGGGAGCCACCAAGAUUGAGAAACAGACUGCUAUGUCCAAAGCUCUGGGCUUUAUUAAGAUGAAGGGUUAUCCAAGCAGCACCAACGUGGAGACUAUCAAUGACGGAGCCGAGUCUGCCAUGUUCAAGCAGCUGUUUCAGAAGUGGACAGUGAAGGAUCAGACCUUAGGCUUAGGAAAAACCUUCAGCAUGAAUAAAAUUGCCAAAGUCAUUCAGGACAAGUUUGAUGUGACUCUACUUCACACAAAGUCAGAUGUAGCAGCCCAAGAAAGGAUGGUUGAUGAUGGGAAUGGAAACGUUGAGGUUUGGAGAAUUGAAAAUCUGGAACUAGUCCCAGUUGAACGUCAGUGGUAUGGCUUUUUCUAUGGAGGAGACUGUUACCUGGUUCUCUACACAUAUGAAGUGAACUACAAGUCACAUUAUAUCCUAUACAUCUGGCAGGGUCGACACGCUUCCAAGGAUGAGUUGACAGCUUCAGCUUACCAAGCUGUGGAACUGGAUAGACAGUUUGGGGGCACUCCAGUGCAGGUGUUGGUCAGCAUGGGGAAAGAACCACGCCACUUUAUGGCCAUCUUCAAAGGAAAGCUUGUCAUUUUUGAGGGAGGAACAUCUAGGAAGGCAAGUGCUGAGCCUGACCCCCCUGUGAGACUCUUCCAGAUUCAAGGGCAUGAUGAAACCAAUACCAAAGCUGUAGAGGUGCCAGCAUUUGCCUCUUCGCUGAAUUCCAAUGAUGUCUUUCUGCUGCGGACACAAAAUGAGCACUACCUCUGGUAUGGAAAGGGUUCCAGUGGUGAUGAGCGAGCAAUGGCAAAGGAAUUAGCUAGAGUGCUUUGUGAUGGCACUGAGGACACUGUGGCUGAAGGACAGGAGCCAGCAGCAUUUUGGGACUCAUUGGGAGGAAAAGUCCCUUAUGCCAAUGAUAAAAGGCUCCAACAGGAAAUCCUUGAUGUCCAGCCACGGCUCUUUGAAUGUUCCAAUAAGACUGGUCGGUUCAUUAUUACUGAGAUCACAGACUUUACACAGGAUGACCUAAACCCAAGUGAUGUGAUGCUCUUAGAUACCUGGGACCAGGUAUUCUUAUGGAUUGGUGCAGAAGCUAAUGCCACAGAAAAAGAGGGAGCCUUCACUUCUGCCCAGGAGUAUCUACGCACUCAUCCCAGUGGCCGGGAGACUGACACACCAAUCCUCAUCAUCAAACAGGGGUUUGAGCCACCCAUCUUUACAGGCUGGUUCUUGGCCUGGGACCCUCAUAUCUGGAGUGAAGGCAAAUCAUAUGAACAGUUAAAGAAAGAGCUGGGAGACACUGAUGCAAUUGUGAGAAUCACUGCUGACAUGAAUGGUGCUUCCCUUCUGAAAACUGGUGGCAGUGAACAAAAAUACUAUCCUAUGGAAGUGCUGCUGAAAAAUCAGCAACAUGAGCUACCUAAGGAUGUAGACCCUGCCAAAAAGGAGAAUUACCUCUCUGAUGAAGAUUUUGUUGCUGUAUUUGGCAUCACCAGAGGGAAAUUUGCAGCUUUGCCUGGCUGGAAACAACUCAACCUGAAGAAAGAAAAGGGGCUUUUUUAAAUGGAAGUGAAUGCCUAUUUGAGGUCAUACUAGAGAACAGAUAGUGCCAAUUGUGGGGAAAGAAAUUAACUGUUUAGCACAAUGUACUUGGCUACUUAUAGAAGCAAGAAUUUUGCAGAGUGCAGUAUACUACCUAGGAUGAGUAUCUCUGCCAUUAUUUAAUUGUUUGAAUACAUAUAGUAACUAUCAUUCUGAUUUCUGCAUGAAUUUAGAGAAACCAAAGCAGAAAAACAUAGACAUUAAGUUAUAUAGUUCAUCUAUCAAAGUUUCCAAACCUAAAAUAUUAUCUUGGGGGCAACAGUUUAAUUUUGGUGUUCAGAUAUCAACAUCGUUAAUCCAAAAAAAGGGGGCAAUUCAAAAGUCACUGAAAUCUGUUAACAAUUUUCAUACACCUCCUGUUAACUCCCAAACAUCUUCUCAAAUUAAGGCCUCUCUCCAAGAUGAGGGAAUGUUAUCAACAUCUUUAUUUGCUCAUAUAACAAAUACAGCAUAUAUUUCA